UGGAAUUCCAAACUUUUCUGAACCAGAUUCCUCCAUUUACACGAUAUUAUAUGGGCUUGAUAAUAAUCACAGGGCUACUUGCGACAUUCCAGAUUGUGAGCCCAUAUUCCUUGACAAUGGAUUUUGCUGAGUUCUUGACGAAGUUCCAAAUCUGGAGACUUUUCACUUGCUUCGCAUUUGUCGGAGGAGUAUCAAUGAACCUCCUAAUGAUGCUUCUUUUGAUCCAUUUUGGAAUUGGAUCAUUAGAAAAAGAGUUUGGGAACAAUAUUUACGACUUUUAUUACCUUGUGUGCUUUACUAUGAUCAGCCAUCUCGUGUCCGGACUCUUGCUUGGUAUUUACCCCAUGAUGGCAGAACAAUUCUGAUAUACCUUUCUGUAUAUUUAUUGUAAAAGGCAGCCUGAUAAUACUAUGAGCUUCUUUGGAUUCCAAAUCCAGUCAAAGAAUUUCCCUUGGGUGAUCAUGGUGGUUCACAUACUAUUCGGAGUUGAUUACUUAAAAUUUAUAGCAGGAUAUGGAUCAGGACAUCUGUAUGAAUUCUUGACAACAACUUUACCACAAGAGAAAGGAAUAAAGAUUCUUGAUACCCCAAGGUGGUUUAAAGGAGCUGUAAGUUGGGUAUCAGAAAAUAUUUUCUCAAAUAAUAAACCUCCUCAGCAAUUUCAGUCAAACAAUAUGAGAAAUCUGAGAGAUUUGAGGUCGGAUAAUCAAAAUCAGCAGGCCAAUAAUGCAAGUUCUAGUGGUUUCGCUGCCUUUAGAGGAAAAGGAGUAAGAUUGGGAGGCGAAUAAAGUAUUUAUCAGUGAAUAUCCAAUACGUGUUUAA
This is a messenger RNA of Moneuplotes crassus, 822 nucleotides long. Lineage: Eukaryota; Ciliophora; Spirotrichea; Euplotida; Euplotidae. The record is from the annotation of a GenBank genome assembly.